Drosophila montana is the source of this 1054-nucleotide messenger RNA. Its product is annotated as protein lifeguard 1. Bases 212 to 997 code for a protein of 261 amino acids. NCBI's taxonomy places the organism in Eukaryota, Metazoa, Arthropoda, Insecta, Diptera, Drosophilidae. The record is from RefSeq and is a predicted model, not a curated record. The transcript is spliced from 4 exons.
CCAUGACAGCCAGAAUACCGAUAAAGUGGUUUCUUGUUAAACUUGCAGCCAUUCGAUUGGGCACCUAACAGUUAGAUAAAAUAACAAAUAGCAAUUAGAUAACCGAUUAGCCUAUUAUCAAAUCAGAUACAAUUAUCAAAUAGUUUGUCCAAUUUUGUUCGGCUCCCUUUUUAAGCCUUUUUAUUAUGCAUCAUUUAGUUCAUUUAUAGCAAUGUCUCGUGCUGAGUGGAAUCCCAAAUCAGCACAAGACGUCAGCAUACAGUGUGAGCUUCUGUCCGAUGGACGCGCCUACGCAUUCGAUAUACCCGAUAUUGGACCAAGGCGUCGAUUGGUGCGUCGCUUUUACUAUUUGCUAAUGCUAGAGAUCGCAUUGACGUUGCCCUGCUUGGAGAUUAUGUUCAUGCUUUCGAUUUCGUAUAAUCAGCUAUUCUUACGGUGCGUCACCAUUGUGGUGCUAUUAAUUUUUUACACGUUCCUCUAUCUAUGGCCGAAUUGGCGACGCAAGCCUCCCUACAAUUACGGCGUGUUCCUGUUGACAUCUCUCUCAACCGCCCUCAGCAUGGCUAUCUAUUUAAUACAGCUCGGUCAAACACGUUGGCUGCAUGCAUAUCCGCUGAUUGUUAUUACGGAGCUCUUGGCUGUCGCUUUGUACACUAAACAGGAGCGACUAAAAUGUUCUCAUGGCGUGGGCGUGAUUAUAAUAUAUUUGGUUUUUGGACUGUUUCUGCUGUUGGCAUACUUUUUGGACAUGUUUUUCAAGCUGCUCGGCCUGUUCGCGUGCACGCUGGAGGCCUGGUAUAUCAUCUACGAUACACAUCUGAUGCUCUCCGGCCGACAUGGCUACAAGGUGGAACCCGAGGAGUAUGUGUUUGCCGCUGUCAAUAUACACGCUGAUGUGCCCAAGUUUUUGUGGCUCAUAAUUAGGCACUUUGUAUUCGGACCAUUUGUAAUGUUACUUCAACUAAUACGAAAUUGCCGUACAAGUGAGAUAUGCUAGGAUAUGGGAUUUACAGAAUGGAAUACUUAGCUACAUGGAUAUACAUCUAUUCUAAUA